This is a messenger RNA of Naegleria gruberi, 1371 nucleotides long. RefSeq lists its product as uncharacterized. The record is from RefSeq and is a predicted model, not a curated record. Gene Ontology annotation, molecular function: protein binding. The transcript has 2 exons. NCBI's taxonomy places the organism in Eukaryota, Heterolobosea, Eutetramitea, Acrasida, Naegleriidae. Bases 1 to 1371 code for a protein of 456 amino acids.
AUGAGUUUCUUUCACAUUCCAGUUUCUACUGCAGCUGCUUUCCAACCUCAACAAACUAUUCCAAGACAAGUUUCUUAUCCAAAUUUGAGAGAAACUUCAUCAUUCAAUGAUUAUCAAUAUAUCCCAACUCAACAUUUCGCAAAUAAUGUACAAAAAAUUCCACUUUCAUAUAUGAUUUCUCCACAAACAAGACAAGUUGAAAGAAAUGUUCCAUUCAAGGUUUAUAUUUUUGAAGGAAAGUUCAAUCACAAUUUGAAUAGUGCUUCAAAUGUAUUGAGAUUUGAAAUUGAUUCUAAUCAUGAGGGAAGUUUCGAAUUAUUUGAUAGAGUAUUGAGAGAACAUUCCAUCGAUAUGAGACAAUAUGAAUUACAUUAUGUUGAUGAUGAAGAUGAUUUGGUUUCAUUGACCAAUUUAAGAGAUUUCCAUUUCUUGUUGAAAUUAAUGAAGGGCAAAUUGACUAAGAUUAUUUGCGAAAAGAAAUCAAUCAAACCAGCUCAACAUACUACUUUCAAUAGAAUUUCACAACCAUCAUGUUUAUUUGCUCAAUUACAACAACCAAGAGUUGAAUCUCAAAAGAAACAAGUUCCUCAACAACAAUCAGAACAAUCUUGGGAAAAUAUGAUUGAAAAUGCUUUUAGAUCUGCAUUUUCAAAUGACAAGUCAACUCAACCAAAACAAUCAUUCUUCCCACAAGUUUCUGCUUCCACUCCUCAAACAAAACCAAAAGUGAGAAGAAUUGAAAUUAAUCUUGCUGAUCUUUUGGGAAUUCCAACAAGUAAUGAAGCUCAACAACAACCAAAGAAAGAGGAACCAAAGAAAGAAAAGAAAGAAACUACUUCUACACCUCAAUCAUUCAGAGAAUUAUUACUUCAAAGAAUGAAGGAAAUGAGAGAAGAAGAACAAAAGAAGGAGAAACCAAUUGAAACCUCUCCAAUUGCAGCUGUUGUUUCUCAACCAAAAGAAGAAGAAUCAAUUCAAGAACAAUUGAAGGAACAAGAAAUUGUUGCCGAAAAUACUCCAAAUAUUACAACUUCAUUGCUUCUCUCCAAUUUAAUUGAAGAUCAACCAACUGAAUCAGUUUCUGAACAAGUUCAACAAGAAACAGUUGCUGCUCAAGAAGAAACAGAAUCAGUCAAUCAACAAGCUCAACAAGUUUCCAAUCAACUUCUUGAAAAUCAAGAUCCAAUUAUUGAAUCAAUUCCUGAAGAAGAAGAAGAACCAGUUGUGAAAACAACCAUUCCACACAAAUAUCAAAAAGAAUUGAAAUUAUUGAAUCAAAUGGGUUUCACCAAUCACAUUCUCAAUAUUACCUUAUUGAAUAAGUAUGAAGGAGAUAUUCAAAGAGCCAUCUCUGAUCUCAUUCACCAAUAA